Oreochromis aureus is the source of this 2582-nucleotide messenger RNA. RefSeq names its product piggyBac transposable element-derived protein 4-like. NCBI's taxonomy places the organism in Eukaryota, Metazoa, Chordata, Actinopteri, Cichliformes, Cichlidae. The transcript is spliced from 3 exons. The record is from RefSeq and is a predicted model, not a curated record. The coding region runs from base 93 to 2039 and encodes 648 amino acids.
AGGAAGACUACCAAUGUUUACACGCGAUACGCAUUACACGCCUGUCCUGCGUUGUGCGCGCUGUUGUCGUGCCGCACGUUUUACUUGCAGAAAUGGCCUCCGAAAACAAAUCGUGCAAGACAGAGGAGCUGCUGGAGAUUUCGAAAGACAGUGAGGUAGAGUUGUGUGUUGAAGAUUCUUCAUCAGAUGACGAGGAUCUCAUCCAGGUAGACAAAGAAAAUGGCAGCGAUUCGAGCUACGAAAUACUACUGCCCCAAAGUGAUGAUGAAGACUAUGAGCCCCCAAGUCCCUCAUCCCCUGCACAGCCAUCAGAGCCAGAUCAUUGCCAAGCCACACAAUCUACCUCAGCUCCGGCUGUCCCCCAGUUGCCUGAAAGCAGCAACAAUGAUGACUAUGAACAACCUCUGCAAAGCCCAGCCAAAAGAAAAGCUAAAUCGAAGCCUGCUAGGUCUAAGUCUCGGAAGAGUGGGCCUCCUGAACAGGAAGAAAUGUGGCGUAACGAAAAGGUGGAGGACAGAAAUCCUGAACCCUUCAAGUUUAUGCCCUCCAGGGAACCUGGUCCUACAUUUAACAAGACGGCAUCAUGGUCUCCACUUUCGCUCUUCCAGCUUUUCUUUAGUGUACCUGUUGUACAGACAAUCAUUCAAAAUACCAAUGCCAAUGCUGCAAGAAGGAAGGCAGCUGGCAUAAAGUUUCAAUGGACUGAUCUGACAGUGAAAGACUUUUACAUCUUCUUGGCUAUUAUUGUUUUCACAGGCCUUGUAAGUAUACACCACAGAGCUGACUACUGGAAAAGGGAAUGGCCAUACAAUUUUCACUUCCCCCAGGAAUAUAUGUCCAGGAACCGUUUUGAGGCCAUCAUGUGGUCAUUGCACCUCUCCAACCUGAAAGACGACGAGGAAAACCAAAAGAAAAGAAACACCCCGCAGUAUGAUCGGCUUUUCAAAAUCAAGCCGCUCUACGACCAAAUCGUGAAUGCCUGCAAAGCAAAUUUCCAGCCUUAUGAAAACAUCUGCAUGGAUGAGAGGAUGGUGGCAUCUAAAGCUAGAAUUGGCGUCAAGCAGUAUAUGAAGGCGAAGCCCACAAAGUGGGGAUACAAGCUGUUUGUUCUUGCUGAUUCAGCAUCGGGUUACACUUGGAACUUUUUUGUGUACACAGGGAAGAGUGAAAGCAGCAUAAGCCAUGGUCUGAGCUACUCAGCCGUUUUAGAUCUUCUGCCAUUUCCUUUGCUUGGUCAGGGCUACACUUUAUAUUUGGAUAAUUUUUAUACCAGCUCUGCACUCCUCCAACAUCUGCAUAAGAAUCGCUUUGGCUGCUGUGGAACCAUUAAAAAAACCCAGAGUGAUUUUCCCCGCACAGAAAAAAAUGACUUCCCUAAAAGAGCUGAGAGGGGAGAUAUGCGCUGGAUUAGAAAAGAUGAAGUGCUCUUUGUCAAGUGGAUUAACACUCGGGAGAUAACGAUGUGCUCCACAGUGCACAGGGCCUUCAGUGGAAAGACUGUGCAGCGUAGAGUGAAGGAGGCUGGGGUGUGGUCGGCAAAGCAAAUACCUGUUCCUGAUGCAGUGCUGGAUUAUAAUAAGAACAUGCGUGGUGUUGAUUUAUCUGAUGUUCUCAUUCGUUAUUACAGUGUUCAACAAAAAACAAAGAAGUGGUAUAAGACUUUUUUUUAUCACUUCAUGGACAUUGCCAUUGUGAACAGUUUUAUUUUGCACAAGGAGAUAUGCAGGAGCCAGGGUCGGGAGCCAGUAACUCAGAAAAAGUUCUGGGAGCACCUUGCUGCGGAAAUGCUGUCUUUUGCUGUAGGCUCAGCACCAGCAGCACCAUCGCCCACACUCACAUGCAUGCCACGUUAUUACAGCAGCGAUGCUACACAAUCCAGGAGGUACUGCAGGAGGUGCCUGGAUGCUGGCAUCCCAAGGGUGAAAACACCUAUUUAUUGUAGGGCUUGCAAUGUCCCCCUGUGCCUCACGUCCAAAAAAAACUGUUUUGAGCACUGGCAUAAGCUGCAGGAAUAUUUAUCAAGUGUAAAUGUGCACUGAUGGCUUGCUUCCCCUCUUGUAAUGAAACCUGGAAUUUCAAGAAAUACUAAAUCAUUUUGGGGAUGUUAUUAUUAUUAUUUUUAUCAAGAACCUCCCCUAAUGUCAACUUUUGCCCAUGUAUUAAAGAACAAUAUGAGCAGAGAAAAAUCCCUGUAACGGGCACCAUAUGCACCUGAAACAGAUCAGAUUUACUGAAUGCAUCUGAUUUGGAGUUCUACACAAAGUGUUUUGCCAUUUCUAGUAGCCCGAGUAUAGUUUUAGACCCACUGCAACAUUCAUAACAUUCAAGUUCAGGCUUCAGAGUUCAACGCUGGUGAUGAAAUCUUUUCCUGGAGGAUGCCUAUGUCCAUGUACUCAGUGUAAUGCAGUGCAGAUUUGUUUGACAAUGGAAGUUCUGUGGGUGGCCCAAGUUAAAAUGUUCUUUUGUCAUCCAGCACUAUAAAUCUUUCAUGAAUAAAACCAUUGAACAGAGUUGCAAAGAAUUGUAUUCAAUUGAAUAAAUAAACAGAUCAUUUCUACUAAAGCACACAGUUUAUUUUGUAU